Procambarus clarkii (red swamp crayfish) is the source of this 1116-nucleotide messenger RNA. Its product is annotated as keratin-associated protein 16-1-like. NCBI's taxonomy places the organism in Eukaryota, Metazoa, Arthropoda, Malacostraca, Decapoda, Cambaridae. The record is from RefSeq and is a predicted model, not a curated record.
AUGUCAGCCAGCUGCCGUGUCAGCCAGCUGCCGUGUCAGCCCGCUGCCGUGUCAGCCAGCUGCCGUGUCAGCCAGCUGCCGUGUCAGCCAGCUGCCGUGUCACCCCGCUGCCGUGUCACCCCGCUGCCGUGUCACCCCGCUGCCGUGUCAGCCCGCUGCCGUGUCAGCCAGCUGCCGUGUCAGCCAGCUGCCGUGUCACCCCGCUGCCGUGUCAGCCCGCUGCCGUGUCACCCCGCUGCCGUGUCACCCCGCUGCCGUGUCAGCCAGCUGCCGUGUCAGCCCGCUGCCGUUUCAGCCAGCUGCCGUGUCACCCCGCUGCCGUGUCAGCCAGCUGCCGUGUCAGCCCGCUGCCGUGUCAGCCCGCUGUCGUGUCACCCCGCUGCCGUGUCACCCCGCUGCCGUGUCAGCCCGCUGCCGUGUCAGCCCGCUGCCGUGUCAGCCCGCUGCCGUGUCAGCCCGCUGCCGUGUCAGCCAGCUGCCGUGUCAGCCAGCUGCCGUGUCAGCCAGCUGCCGUGUCAGCCAGCUGCCGUGUCAGCCCGCUGCCGUGUCAGCCAGCUGCCGUGUCAGCCAGCUGCCGUGUCAGCCCGCUGCCGUGUCAGCCAGCUGCCGUGUCAGCCAGCUGCCGUGUCAGCCCGCUGCCGUGUCAGCCCGCUGCCGUGUCAGCCCGCUGCCGUGUCAGCCCGCUGCCGUGUCAGCCCGCUGCCGUGUCAGCCCGCUGCCGUGUCAGCCCGCUGCCGUGUCAGCCCGCUGCCGUGUCAGCCAGCUGCCGUGUCAGCCAGCUGCCGUGUCAGCCAGCUGCCGUGUCAGCCAGCUGCCGUGUCAGCCAGCUGCCGUGUCAGCCCGCUGCCGUGUCAGCCCGCUGCCGUGUCAGCCAGCUGCCGUGUCAGCCCGCUGUCGUGUCAGCCCGCUGCCGUGUCAGCCCGCUGCCGUGUCAGCCAGCUGCCGUGUCAGCCAGCUGCCGUGUCAGCCCGCUGCCGUGUCAGCCCGCUGCCGUGUCAGCCAGCUGCCGUGUCAGCCCGCUGCCGUGUCAGCCCGCUGUCGUGUCAGCCAGCUGCCGUGUCACUGUUUAUAUACCUCGGGGUCUCCAGCACUGAUGAGUAUGCCGGCGGUGUGUGA